AAGGGGCCCGGUGAGGGAGUUGUGCUCCGCCUCUCUGGCCUCCUCCCACUGCUCCUGGACUGGACCGCUCAGCUGUUCUUGUCAGAUAACCGUUGUACACGCCAUCAGCGAGCGAGCCGCACGAAUAAACUGGAUAUCUUUCAACAACUGAAACGCAGCUUGCCAUGGCCUCUGGUGGGGCCCCGGCGUUAGGGCCCACCCAUUUAACCACUAAGGUGGAGCUGACCAUCUCAUGUGAAAACCUCAUGGACAUGGACGUCUUCUCUAAGUCUGACCCUCUGUGUGCCUUGUACAUGAAGUCUUCAGGCUCCCAGUGGUAUGAGUUUGGGCGAACGGAGAUGAUCCUGAACUGCCUGAAUCCAAAGUUUGCCAAGAAGUUUGUCAUCGACUACUAUUUCGAGACGUUGCAGAGCCUGAAAUUUUGUGUCUAUGAUAUUGACAAUAAUACCUAUGACCUGGGUGAUGAUGAUUUCUUGGGGGAAUUUCAAUGCACUCUGGGUCAGAUUGUUUCCAACAGGCAGAUGACUCGUCCUUUGUUGCUGAAGGACCAGAGACCGGCAGGUCGGGGGACCAUCACCAUCUGUGCUGAAGAAAUAACAGACACCAGAGUGGCAAACCUUGAAGUGUCAGCACGCAGGCUGGACAAAAAGUUUCUGUGGUGGUCCGACCCAUUCCUGGAGUUCUACAAGCUGACAGAAACGGGGUGGCAGCUGGCUCACAGGACCGAGGUUGUACAUAACAACCUGAACCCAACAUGGAGACCCAUCCGCAUCUCACUGCGAUCCCUCUGCGGAGGAGAUGUGGAGAAGCCUAUAAAGGUCGACUGCUAUGACCACCGCAUCAACGGCUCCCACGCCCUCAUUGGUACCUUUAGGACCAUGCUGGCAGAGAUGCAAACUGGGACACACGUAUCCCCUAUUGAACUGGAAUGUGUUAACCCAAAGAAAAUGAAGAAGAUCAAUUACAAAAACUCCGGGGUCAUUUGCAUAAAGCAAUGUCAGGUGGUAAAGGAGUACAGCUUCCUGGAUUACAUAAUGGGCGGUUGUCAGCUCAACUUCACGAUUGCCAUUGACUUCACGGGCUCUAACGGGGACCCAGCGACUCCUCAGUCCCUCCACUACAUCAACCCUGAGGGCUACAAUGAAUACCUGUCAGCCAUCUGGGCGGUGGGUAAUAUCAUCCAGGACUACGACAGUAACAAGCUGUUUCCUGUGUUUGGCUUUGGAGCCCAGGUGCCUCCUUCCUGGCAGGUUUCCCACGAGUUUCCUGUCAAUUUCAAUUCAGCAAAUCCGUUCUGUGAAGGCAUAGACGGUGUGGUUCGUGCCUACCAGCAGUGUUUACCUCAGCUGAAGCUCUGGGGUCCCACCAACUUCGCUCCAAUUAUCAAGCACGUGUCGUUCUUUGCCAGACAAGCUCUUCAUCAGCGCAGUGCCUCACAAUACUUUGUGCUGCUCAUCAUCACGGACGGGGUGAUCACAGACAUGGACCAGACGCGCGCUGCUAUAGUGGAGGCCUCUCGUCUUCCCAUGUCUAUCAUCAUAGUGGGUGUCGGAGGAGCGGACUUCAGUGCGAUGGAGUUCCUGGACAGUGACAACAGACUGCUGGUUUCGCCCACUGGUGAUGUCGCCUCCAGAGACAUCGUCCAGUUUGUGCCCUUCAGAGAAUUCAGUGGAAACACUGUGGCUCUCGCUCAGAGCGUCCUGGCCGAGCUUCCUGAUCAAGUCACAUCCUUCUUCAAUUCUUACAAGCUGAAACCUCCUAAUAUAUCCAGCAUGACUGAGCCUUCAUAAGAAGGCCUCCUACACGCAUCCUCUUCCUCUUUUAUUUUGUGUAUGGAGUGGUGCAAUUGAUGCCAAGAGGUGCCUGUUACAUAAGAAAAUACAGAUAAUCUCAAAUCAGCCACUGAAAUACAUGUGAUGUGAUUUAAAGGUCAAGUGUUUCUGUGACUGGACACACAGUGAGUGGCUCACUCAGUGGUCACAAUAUAACCUCAGUAUUCUCAGUGUACUAAAGUUGUAUCAUUGAAUGUGUUAUCUUGCUAACCUCCCAGUGUAUUUCUUUGUCUUAAACUUGAAAUGAUAUAACCAGUGAAAUCAGUAGACUCAGAUCUUUUAACAAUUUAACUUGUCACCCUUCUUCGUGCUGUUGACAUGUGUUGCAUUUAUUGUGUCUUUUCGUAGUUGUACAUUAUCUUUGUCUUGCUCUUAUGACCUCACAUUCGCAGUCGAUCGUUUGCAUGAUCCUUGUCUUGUUCUGUGGAUGUAUGUGAUGUUUGGAUUUUUUAAACCUAAAGGUUGAUAAAUUUGGAGAAGUUUUUCUGUGAGGCAAAUCUGAGGGCGCCUCUCUCCUCAACUGCUGCUGCUAAUAUGCUGAUGGAUACAAACAAGUGAAUGGUUAAACACAGAUAAAGGCAUAUGUGAAGCUUAUAUGCAUUUUCUUACACUCUGGUCAUAUUUGUUGAUUGCCCUGGCUCCUUCAGUGUGUGGUUUCAGGAUCAGAAAGACUGACUACAUUUAACUGAAAAUAUUCUAAAUUGUGUCAGGAAGUAGAGGUGAGGACAGAAAUGCUGGACAAUAGAUGAGGAGGCAGGGAAUCUGGGAAAAAAGUUUUUCUUUAAUGAAAACAAAGCGCUGCAGGCGCUGCAGACAGCAGGUCAUCCAAAACAAAAACAGUAAUUCUCCAGAUCAACUUACUGGAUGAUCUUGUAAGAGGUGCAGCAAAGCAGACAACUAUUUCCCAGGUCUGGGUUCGAGUCCAGCUCGGGCCUUUCUGGGUGGAGUUUGCAUGUUCUUGUGUCCGCAUGGGUUUUCUCCGGGUACUUCAAAGACAUGCUCGUUAGGCUAUUUGGUGACUCUAAAUUGAUCGUAGGUGUGCGUGUGUGAGUUGUUUGUCUCUGUGUUAUGUAAUGUAAUAUUAAAAACAAAACUUCUUUCACGUCAUAUCACACUUGUACACAUCUUCAAAUCUGCAGAAUUUUUAACAAGAAAUUACAUCUGUGUACUUUUAGAACAAA
This is a messenger RNA of Mugil cephalus (flathead mullet), 3013 nucleotides long. RefSeq names its product copine-3-like. The transcript has 16 exons. Gene Ontology annotation, biological process: ERBB2 signaling pathway; cellular response to calcium ion. Lineage: Eukaryota; Metazoa; Chordata; Actinopteri; Mugiliformes; Mugilidae. The record is from RefSeq and is a predicted model, not a curated record. Gene Ontology annotation, molecular function: receptor tyrosine kinase binding; calcium-dependent phospholipid binding. Gene Ontology annotation, cellular component: plasma membrane. Bases 165 to 1790 code for a protein of 541 amino acids.